GCUGUCUUCUCUGCUCUGCGAUGCUCCACAGCUUCCUCACAUUUCCCGUCUCUCUCUAACCUCCCCACAAUGGCGUUUCUUCAAUGGUUUCUUCUUCUCUGUAUUUUCUUCACCUCCGCCUCCGCUAAUGCUCAAAGUAAAGUCACAGACAAUCCUGCUGAUGAGCUUGUAGCGGCACUCAACAAUAAUAGGACUGCUAAGAAACUACCUUCCUUGUACAGCAAUCCGGGACUGGCGUGCUUAGCUCUGCAAUACAUAAAAGCCUUUGAAGGUGACUGCGAUGCCGUUGGAGGGUCAGAUGCCAAGAAGCCUCCCGAUUCUUCAUUCGUUGAAACUUUUGCCCCCAACUGCGGUGUUCAGGUAAACACCCUUGCUCAAAUAACCGGCCGCUUUCUUGCCUGCCAAUCCAAAUACGUGAGCCCUUCUCAAGCAUUCUCGGACAUCUUGAUAAGAGGCCAAAAAAGCUUCGAUAUACUCUACAGCAAGAACCACACCGAGGUUGGCGGUGCUGUGAGUGGCAGUGAUGGCGGUGGCCCGUAUUUCUGGUGUGUGCUCUUCAGCAAUGGCAAAUCGAAUAGCAGCUUCGCCUUGGAGGGAGGCACGGCGAAGGACACGAAGCCCGGAUGCUUCAGCGGUGCUAACGAUGUGUGCAGCGCAGCUAAUGCUUUGUCUCGAACCUUACGCCCAUGGCUAGUUGCCGUUGGAGCUUUGGUUGCCCUCGUUUAUGCAUUUGGAUCAGUAUAACCCACCAUUUCAUGGAUUGUGGAUGGCUGUUCUUGGGCAACUCUCUUGUUAUGCCGUAGGAACUGUGUUUAGUGUAUCAUUAUUGUAUCAAUUCAUUCAUCAAUGUUCUCUGUAAAGAAUACCAUUUCCACAUUUGAUUUUGUUGAAAAUAUUUUGGAUCUCUUA
Messenger RNA from Ipomoea nil (Japanese morning glory), 909 nucleotides. RefSeq lists its product as uncharacterized. The record is from RefSeq and is a predicted model, not a curated record. Lineage: Eukaryota; Viridiplantae; Streptophyta; Magnoliopsida; Solanales; Convolvulaceae. The coding region runs from base 70 to 744 and encodes 224 amino acids. The transcript is spliced from 3 exons.